Molecule: messenger RNA, 628 nt
Organism: Suncus etruscus (white-toothed pygmy shrew)
Lineage: Eukaryota; Metazoa; Chordata; Mammalia; Eulipotyphla; Soricidae
Gene: VSTM5
Product: V-set and transmembrane domain containing 5
Exons: 4
Coding region: 1-612 (203 amino acids)
Biological process (GO): filopodium assembly; positive regulation of excitatory synapse assembly
Cellular component (GO): plasma membrane; dendrite; axon
Source: RefSeq, a predicted model, not a curated record
AUGAGGCUGGUGAGGAGCCCGGGGCACUGGCGGCACUGGCUUGGCGGCUGCGGAGUCUGGCUCAGCCCACUGGGGCUCUGCCUGGGGGCGGCCUGUGGCCUGCAAGGCCCAGGGGUGGCCCUGUACGUGGCCCAGGUGGCCAUCAACGCCACCGUGGCCGAGGACGUGCUACUGUCCGUGGCUUUCUCCUGCCCUGGCGUGCCCACCAUCGAGUGGAGAUAUGCGUCCCACAAGGGCGCCCAGCGCAUCGUGGCCUGGCAGCCGGGCACGCAGGCCCACGUGGCACCCAGCCAUCAGCACCGCGUCUGCACCUUUGACAACGGUUCCCUGCAGCUGCUGCGGGUGGGUCCCCACGACGCUGGUGUCUACGUGGUCACUGUCUCUGAGCAGCUGCUAGGCAGCAGCCUGGGCACCGUCGCACUGCAUGUGUCUGAAGUCCUGUAUGAAGACCUGCACUUCGUAGCCGUGGUGCUGGCCUUCCUGACUGCUGUGGGUGCUGUGCUGGCGGGCCUCCUCUGGGUGUGUAACAGGUGUGGCCGGCUCUGGAAGCAGCGCCUGCUGACAGGUGGCAGCAGCACAGAGCGGGUGGAGCUGCAGGACAUGGCUUACUAGCUCGACCGAAUGCGAC